CGCAAUUAUAUAAAUAUAUAUUUAUUGUGGCGGAUUUGUCGCGUCCACGGUUUAGGGGAAGUUUGGCGGACGUUAUUCGCUUAGUCUGAUUUAAAUUUCGAGUUUUUCUUGUUGUUGUUGCUGAUUCGGUGUCUCCUUCUUCUUCGAACUUUACUUCACCGUUCUUUCUUCUUUUUUCCUGAUCAAAGAUGGAGUUUGAUCAGAAAAUGCACAGGCGUCUCGGGCGGAAGCUGGGACUGAGGACUGCUGGGCAAGCACAGCAAACUCUCAUCACGCUUCAAGGAGCCGCCUGCAGAUACGGAGAGGCGGACACGGCGGCCAUGAUCGGCGCCCCGAUCGCCGCCGUCCCGAUCGGCGCCAACUACGAAAAGAACCUGGCCGUGCCAAACUCGGGCAACCUUUUCCAAGAACUCGCCAUUGCCCGCUUCUACCAAAUGAACCGACUCAAGGAAGACAUUCUGCACUUGCGCAAAAAAUACGCCAGACUGCGCGCGCAAAUCAAGGCCCGUCGCCUGGAUCUCCGUUUCAAGCUCGCUGUGCUAAAUGGGAUAGAAACGGAUUUUUGCGAUUCGUCCAGUUGUCCGUCGCAAAAGGACAUUGCCACUUCCGCCGUGUGCUCUUUGAGCCAACAGGUUCUUGAGGCCAUUGCCCGCUUCUACCAAAUGAACCGACUCAAGGAAGACAUUCUGCACUUGCGCAAAAAAUACGCCAGACUGCGCGCGCAAAUCAAGGCCCGUCGCCUGGAUCUCCGUUUCAAGCUCGCUGUGCUAAAUGGGAUAGAAACGGAUUUGUGCGAUUCGUCCAGUUGUCCGUCGCAAAAGGACAUUGCCACUUCCGCCGUGUGCUCUUUGAGCCAACAGGUUCAAAUGCUGAAAAACGAGUACGAGAUCGGAGAGAAAAGCCUGCAAUUUCGCAUCGAUCAACUCCAGUGGGUGAAAAGGAAUCUGGAAGUGACUAAAAUUGAUAACAUAAAGGCCGAGACGAAAAAUCAGGAAGUCAUUCUCCGCGACUCGGUCAACAAGGCACAAGCUCUUCGUAACGUUGCACAAACGAUGUACGAGAGGUUGUUGGGACUCGUGAAAACAUUCGAGGAGACUGAGGAGCUCAAACACAGCAUCAUUGCUGCGAAGAUGACGCUGGAAGCUGAAAGCGUCGUCACUGACAGGGACGAAGAAGCCCCCGAAUUGCGACAAUUUAAGCACAAUCUUCUAUCGCGACUUCCGCCGGAAAUGCUGGCUUCUCGCGACGUUUCCUGUCCAUCCGAAUACAUCAUCAAGGAUCUCGAGGAAUUUCUUCGCCUAAUGACACGUGCAAAGGCCCUCACAAAAAUAUACUCGCAUCUUCGCGCACCACUCGCCGAAUUCAAAGUGUCGUAAUCAAAAACCUGCAAGAUUCACAAACAAAAACAUCAAGGCAACAUUCCUGUUUUAUUCUCUUGUUUAUCGUUACGCAUAUUUCGCUUUUUUUUUUAAAUUGAAACCAAAAUGAAAACGCAUAAAAGACACUGUUCGCGUA
Messenger RNA from Notodromas monacha, 1515 nucleotides. The record is from the annotation of a GenBank genome assembly. NCBI's taxonomy places the organism in Eukaryota, Metazoa, Arthropoda, Ostracoda, Podocopida, Cyprididae.